UGACCCGGCAUCAGUCCAUUCAGUCUGCAUCAACAUAUGGUUCUGAACUGAAUGAAACGUAUACAGAUCGUAUACAAUUCGGCGAUAAUUUAACAAUUCAAUCGGUCAUUUCACUUUCAUUCAUUGAAUGCUCUUUGCAUUUGUCGUAAUUUUUAAUUAAAAGUGAUCAUGCCGAAUAUUAUCGCUAUUCUUGUGUGUGUUGUGGUAGUAACAAGUUUCGUUCAAUGUCAAUUCUUAAUCAAGGCAGAUGUAACGGAAGAGAAUGAUUCGCCGAUUAUUGGUGUCUUAACACAGGAGAUUUCCUAUCAUUUAAAUUCAAAGUGGCCGGGCGAGUUUAAGAGUUAUAUUGCUGCGUCGUAUGUUAAAUUUGUUGAAGGAGGAGGGGCAAGAGUCGUACCGAUAUGGAUCGACCGACCAAAGUCCUACUACGAGGGUAUUAUGUCAAAAAUUAAUGGAGUUCUGUUUCCCGGUGGAGCGACCUGGUUUAACCAGACAAAUGGCUACUCGGAAGCAGGACGACACAUUUAUGACAUAGCUAUGGAUAUGAAUGAUCGUGGUGAAUACAUGCCAAUAUUUGGAACGUGUUUGGGUUUCGAACUUUUGACAUAUUUAUCCGCUAACAGUUCUGAGCUUCGUGAGAAUUGUUACUCGGAUAGACAAGCAUUGCAUUUGGAAUUUGAAGAAGAUUUCAGAAACAGCAAACUAUUCGGGUCGUGUCCUGACGACAUUGUGCAGAUAUUGUCGUCAGAACCGGUUACAGCAAAUUUUCACCAAUUUUGUGUUACAAAAAAGAAUCUAACGCUAUUUGGAAUCGAUGAAGAGUGGAAAGUGUUGUCUGAAAACAAUGAUUUCAAUGGCCAAAGAUUCAUAUCAUCAUACGAGCACGUCAGAUAUCCAUUUUAUGGCAUUCAGUUUCAUCCAGAGAAAAAUAUCUACGAAUGGAUUAUCAAUCGUAACAUAUCGCAUACGCCCAAUGCGAUCAAAGCUGCACAAUAUUUCGCAUAUUUUUUCGUGGACGAGGCACGCAAAAACUUCAAUUCAUUUGAUAGUGUCGACGAGGAAAACUCAAUGCUCAUUUACAAUUACCAGACAAAUUUCACAGCGCUUGUAAAGUCAGCUUUCGAACAAUGCUACUUGUUUGAUAGUGAAACGGACUACAUUCCAAUCGGUAAAGAAACAUUGAAUGAAUCCAGUUCUGCAUGCUUCGGGAUAACUAUUAAUUACGGAUUAACUGCUACUAUCGUCGCCAUUUAUACGCUCAUGACAGUUUACUAAAAGUUUAUUGCAUGAAUUUUACUAACAAAAUACAUUAAAAUUGAAAAAGAAA
Bradysia coprophila is the source of this 1327-nucleotide messenger RNA. Its product is annotated as gamma-glutamyl hydrolase-like. The record is from RefSeq and is a predicted model, not a curated record. Lineage: Eukaryota; Metazoa; Arthropoda; Insecta; Diptera; Sciaridae. Gene Ontology annotation, biological process: tetrahydrofolylpolyglutamate metabolic process. Gene Ontology annotation, cellular component: vacuole. Gene Ontology annotation, molecular function: gamma-glutamyl-peptidase activity.